Messenger RNA from Onychomys torridus (southern grasshopper mouse), 3035 nucleotides. It is a transcript of the gene Lrrc47, whose product is annotated as leucine rich repeat containing 47. Gene Ontology annotation, molecular function: RNA binding; protein binding; phenylalanine-tRNA ligase activity. The transcript has 7 exons. Gene Ontology annotation, biological process: phenylalanyl-tRNA aminoacylation. The coding region runs from base 43 to 1782 and encodes 579 amino acids. NCBI's taxonomy places the organism in Eukaryota, Metazoa, Chordata, Mammalia, Rodentia, Cricetidae. The record is from RefSeq and is a predicted model, not a curated record.
AAGUAAGGCACCGCACUCCGGAAGCGGCUCGCGGACGGUGGGAUGGCGGCGACGGCCGUAUCCGAGGCCUGGCCAGAGCUGGAGCUGGCGGAGCGCGAGCGGCGUCGCGAGCUGCUGCUGACCGGGCCGGGGCUGGAGGAGCGGGUGAAGGCGGCGGGGGGACGGCUGCCUCCGCGGCUCUUCACGCUGCCGCUGCUGCACUACCUGGAAGUGAGCGGCUGCGGCAGCCUGCGUGCGCCGGGGCCCGGCCUGGCUCAGGGCCUGCCGCAACUGCACAGCCUGGUGCUACGGCGCAACGCGCUAGGUCCCGGCCUGAACCCGGAGCUGGGGCCGCUGCCCGCGCUGCGCGUGCUCGACCUAUCGGGCAACGCGCUGGAGGCGCUGCCGCCGGGCGAGGGCCUGGGUCCCGCCGAGCCUCCCGGGCUGCCUCAGCUGCAGAGCCUCAACCUCAGUGGCAACCGCCUGCGCGAGCUGCCCGCUGACCUGGCUCGCUGCGCCCCUCGCCUGCAGAGCCUCAACCUCACCGGCAACUGCCUGGAUGCCUUCCCCGCCGAGCUCUUCCGACCGGGAGCUCUGCCCCUGCUCAGUGAGCUGGCGGCUGCCGACAACUGCCUGCGGGAGCUCAGUCCUGACAUCGUGCACCUGGCUUCGCUUAAGACACUGGACCUCUCCAACAACCAACUGACCGAGAUCCCUGCUGAGCUGGCAGACUGUCCCAAGCUCAAAGAGAUCAACUUCCGAGGGAACAAGCUUCGAGACAAGCGCCUGGAGAAGAUGGUGGGUGGCUGCCAGACCAAAUCCAUCCUAGAGUACCUGCGUGCUCGUGGCCGUGGCUGUCGGAGCAAGGGCCGGCCAGAGGGCUCUGAGAAGGAGGACAGAAAGAAGAGGCGUGAGCGGAAGCAGCGUCGGGAAAGCGGGGAGGGUGAGGAGGAGGUAGCCGACUCAGCCAGACUGAUGCUCAAGGUCUUACACGUCUCUGAGAACCCAACACCCCUGACAAUCAGGGUAAGCCCGGAGGUCAGGGACGUGCGCCCGUACAUCGUGGGAGCCGUCGUGAGAGGCAUGGACCUGCAGCCAGGAAAUGCACUCCGGCGCUUUCUCAACUCCCAGACAAAGCUCCAUGAUGACCUCUGUGAGAAGAGGACAGCAGCCACCAUUGCCACCCAUGACCUCCAGGCAGUGCGCGGGCCCCUGCUGUAUGCAGCCCGGCCACCUGAGGACCUCAAGAUCAUGCCCUUGGGGCGGAGAGAAGCCAAGGCCAAGGAGCUGGUGAGGCAGCUGCAGCUGGAGGCUGAAGAGCAGAGAAAGCAGAAGAAGCGGCAGAGCGUCUCAGGGCUGCACAGGUACCUUCACUUACUGGAUGGGAAGGAAAACUACCCUUGUCUUGUGGAUGCCGAAGGAGAUGUGAUUUCUUUCCCACCUAUCACAAACAGUGAGAAGACGAAGAUUAAGAAAACAACAUGCAACUUGUUUUUGGAAGUAACAAGUGCCACUAGCCUGCAGCUCUGUAAGGACGUCAUGGACAGCCUCAUUCUGAAAAUGGCAGAGCUGAGCAAAAGCACUUCAGAAAAUAAAGAGGAAGAUGCACUGUCUGGUACGGAAGCUGAUGCCAGCUGUGGACUUUCUGAUCCCAACUUGAAUCUGAGAGCUGGAAAGGAUGGACAGUGCCCCCUGGUGGUGGAACAGGUCCGAGUGGUGGACCUGGAGGGGAGCUUGAAGGUGGUGUACCCAUCCAAGGCUGACCUGAUCACUACCCCUCCCUAUGUGACUGUGGUUCGCUGACAGUCCAGCCUGCAUAACUGGUUCCACUUGUGGCUCCUGUGGGUGUGCUGGCUGUAGAUGUGUCUGUGUGGUUGUUCUUCCUUUUCUCUGGGUAUUUUAAGGUGUCUGCUUCUGUCUGGGUGACUGUUAUAAAGUGAGUUGUGUCAUCAUUACAACACUCAUGUGACCUACUGCUCUCAUGGAUUAUUCAAAUAAUUGCUGGAAAUGUUCUGAAUCAUGUGGCGAGUAACUUGGGAAAGACACCGAGCUAGGUUUGCCAGUACAGGUCUAAAUUCAGGUUAAAGGGCAGGUGUUCUAUUGAACAGUACGUUUCUCUACAACGUGUUAAUGGCUUUUUUUUUAAUGCCUGUGCAAAGACAGUUGGGUACAUCAUGUUGUGAUCUUAAUCUUUUCAGAGCUUGCUUCCUAGCACGGUACUGCUGCUACGCUCCCAGGGCAGCAUCUGCUUCCCACAACUGUGUCCAGGGCUGGAGUGCUGGUCAUUGUUGGUACAUACGCUCCUCAGCCAGAGGUCAUGCCCAUUAGUCCUGUGUAGUGGGACGGAUUCCUGUGAGUGGAUGGGCAGGCUGGUUUGUGGCCUGUUGGUCAGUGACAGGAAGAUGUGCCACACACACGGCCCUACAGCUUCCAUCUCAGUGUGUUGUUAUACACCACCUGUCUCUCUCUGCAUGUGUUGGCUUAUGUACCCAGCACACCCCUCUAUCCCUGGAGCCAAAGUGAUUGGUCCUGAGGACACAGCCAGCUGCAAAAGGGACUUAGUGGCCCCAUGCCUUAACAUCUGGCUGCAGCAGAGAACCAGGCCCUUCAGCCUUUCUGCCUGACGUCAUCUUCUCUUUAGUCUUUGACCUCAAAGGACAAUUUGUCUUCUGUAAACAAUGGUUUGGGUUUGUUAUUUGGGGUUUUUGUUUUGAAGCUGUACAAGAACCUUUCGUUGUCAGAACCAGUGCAGCUCCAGGUCCCUUAUGGCAGUUUCCUGGACAAAGCUGAUGGGUGGUCGAGCUCUAGGAGACAGGGGCUACCCUGUGACUGUUUAGUCGCCGCUCAUAGGUCCCUUUGAGUGGCUGUGGCAAGAGCUCAGCUAUUCUGUGUGGAUUCACCAAACUGUAAGGAUGGCGCUGCCCCAUGCCCACCUCCCACCCCCACCAGUUCCUGAUGUUCCCUCCAGCACAACCCAUGUGUGAGAUUGAAGUUUUUGGAACUUUUUACAAAUACAAGCAGAAUGCCUCUUUGUUCUAAUAAAACUAAUAAAACCC